Molecule: messenger RNA, 1035 nt
Organism: Formica exsecta
Lineage: Eukaryota; Metazoa; Arthropoda; Insecta; Hymenoptera; Formicidae
Gene: RpII15
Product: DNA-directed RNA polymerase II subunit RPB9
Exons: 4
Coding region: 499-891 (130 amino acids)
Biological process (GO): maintenance of transcriptional fidelity during transcription elongation by RNA polymerase II; DNA-templated transcription; transcription initiation at RNA polymerase II promoter
Cellular component (GO): RNA polymerase II, core complex
Molecular function (GO): nucleic acid binding; DNA-directed RNA polymerase activity; zinc ion binding
Source: RefSeq, a predicted model, not a curated record
AAAUCUUGUAUAAAGUCUAAGAAAAAUUUUAAAAACAAUAGAUUUGUUAAAUCAAAUGAACCAGACUGUAUAACAAAAGUUUCUUUCAUAUCACGAAGAGAAAUGUCAAAUUUUGACAAAUGCAAAAUGGACGUUUUAUAUCAGAAUCAAUUCUUCUGAUUGGCUGUUGUUUGCAAUUUUUGUCCGGUCGCCAUCAUUAUCCUUUCGGUUGCUUUCAAGAAUACAAUACAACAGUUGAAUUGCUCGUAGCAUUUGAGUUUUGUCAAGUCUAAAUAUUCAAUGGAUUUUGUACUUAUUCAACAAUUAAAGUUUAUUUUGUAUUAUCUUGCGAUUUGCAACGGAAUAAACACAAGAUAAUAAUAAUUACAGGAAUAUAAUAUCAUAGAUAUAACAUAUAACUGAAUGUAGAAAUUAUAGGUUAAUUCUAGAUAUAACGCAUCGACAAUUUUACCACGCGCUACGAUUCUUCAAUUAUUAUUGUAAUCAUUGACCGAUAUCAUGUCGAAGAUAACGGGCUAUGACACGCACGAUGAUGGACCAGGAUUCGUGGGUAUUAGAUUUUGCCAGGAGUGUAACAAUAUGUUGUAUCCUAAAGAGGACAAAGAAAACAAAGUGCUCAUGUAUGCAUGCAGAAAUUGUGAUUUUAAGCAGCUGGCGGACAGCAAUUGUAUCUAUGUGAACAAGAUCAUGCACGAAAUAGAUGAAUUGACACACAUUGUUGCUGAUGUAAUAUCAGAUCCUACAUUGCCAAGAACCGAAGAACAUCCAUGCCCAAAGUGCAAUCACAGAGAAGCUGUAUUUUUCCAGGCACAAACUAGACGAGCUGAAGAGGAAAUGAGAUUGUAUUAUGUGUGUACGAAUCAACAUUGCUCCCACAGAUGGACAGAAUAAAUAAUAUAUACAUAUAUUCAACCAUCCGCUGUACAUCUCCCCUAUUUAUAUAAAUAUAACUUAAUUAUAUUAAAUCUAUAAAUCGCAUAAAAAGUUGUAUGUAAAAACGAUAAAAUGCAUUGUAACAGUGUAUAUAAUAAAAUU